Tachyglossus aculeatus (Australian echidna) is the source of this 2073-nucleotide messenger RNA. RefSeq names its product RAD51 associated protein 1 (gene RAD51AP1). The transcript is spliced from 9 exons. Bases 54 to 1043 code for a protein of 329 amino acids. NCBI's taxonomy places the organism in Eukaryota, Metazoa, Chordata, Mammalia, Monotremata, Tachyglossidae. The record is from RefSeq and is a predicted model, not a curated record. Gene Ontology annotation, biological process: double-strand break repair via homologous recombination; interstrand cross-link repair. Gene Ontology annotation, molecular function: single-stranded DNA binding; double-stranded DNA binding.
CCCCGGGGUUUGAGUUUGGGCGGGAGCGCGCUGGGGCCCCUCCGGGCCUGGUCAUGGCGCGGCCGGUGCGGGCCAAGAAGGCAGUUGAUUAUUCCCAGUUUGGAGACUCGGAUAAUGAUGACGACGACGAUUUUGUUUCUUCGGCUGCCCCGUCAAACAAAAGAUCAAGGCUGUCCUUGAAGGAGGGAGACCGAGGCAGCCAGGAAAAGCCCAAGCUGAAAAGGCCCCAGAAGGAGCAGGCCCCACUUUCACCUGCCGCCUCAGGGAAGAGAGUGUCACUAGAUGACAAGCUCUUCCAGAGAGGCUUAGAGGCUGCCCUGGCUUUGUCAGCGAAAGAACCGUCUGCUUGCAGUGCUGGCCUGCAGGAAUCUCAAGGUGCUGAGAAAUGGGAUGAUGCAGCCAAGCAGAGCCCAGGACAGCAUCUCCCUCAUCUCUCCAACUGCAGUGUCGCUGGUGACUGCUUAGGGCUGGAUGCAAUUACUCCGGGGGAUGGUUCUCAGCAGCAAGAAGGAAGGGCUGAAAGCCCGGCGCCUUCACGGUCACCGCCGGCAGGAGGUGGAUCAAAAGGCUCUGAGUCCGACUUCACAGCUGAAGACUCGGAGGAGGAUGAGGACUUCAGCGAGGAGGAGGAGGAGGAUGAAGACUUCUCAGUGAAGAGGAACAAAGCCAGAGGACGGAACAAGAAGAGUGCUGUAGUCAAGGUUCCCACAGAAAAGAAAGUGGGGAAAGUCACUAAGUCCAAGUCUAAGGUUUCGGUGACCGUAGCCAGUUCAGAAGGUCCCGUGUCGGUCCGAGACCCCAGUAAGCCUGUGGUGAACGGGACCCGUGUCUCAUCCGAGCCGGCAAGGAAGCUGCCGGCAGCCUCCUGCGCCUCUCCUGAGAACCGGAGGCCCAAGUGGGUCCCACCAGCCGCAUCAGGAAACCGCAGCCUCUGUCCCCCAACACCGAGUGCUUCCGUCAAGUCUCCAAGCCAGAGUCUCCGGCUCGGCCUGUCCAGGCUGGCGCGUGUCAAGCCUCUGCACCCGGGAGCGGCGAGUAGCUGAGCCCCAGGGAGGCCAAACUGUGAGCCUGCACCGAUCACGGACCCGGGUGACGGCAGGCAGGCCGGGGGACGGCCGGGCUUCGACCGUCCACUGGCUCCAUUGCCCACCCCAGUGUCCUUGGCGCUCCUGCAAGGGAGGAUUCGCCCGUGGCCCGCUGCCCAGCACAACACAGGAGGCUUCCAUCUUGUUCCGGGGCAAAAAUGCCCUCCCCACCCGUUUUAAUAGAAAAUGAAAUGUUUACCUCGGCAGCUAGAGUCCUGUGCGAGGGAGCUGCUGGUAGUUGGCAGAUGUGGUGAUAGUGGACUGUGCUCACCGCCUGCAACUGCCACCAGGUCUCAGAUAUAGAGGGCAUGGGCAGCAUAACUGCACAUCCCGUCUCUCAACCAGGGGCUCUUUCCACAACACCUGCCAGCCUUCCUGCCCCCCGAGACUGGGGGCCGGCCCAACCACCAGAUCCAUCCUCGGACCCAGCCAGGCCCCCCGAGAUUCGAGGGUGGCCAGUGGGCACCCCCCACAUUCUCCUGCCUGUGGCCAGGUGCCGAGGGAUUUCUGGGUGUAGGUGCCCCGCGGCCACAGUGCCUACAGGAGAGGAGUCACUGGCCCAGCCCUGUCACUGGGGGCCUGGGGAAACCAAAACCUGUUGGGUCCUCGUUUCGCUCACUCUGGGUCAAGCCCACCCUUGCGAUCCUGGACAGCAGCUUGGCAGAGAACCAGAAUUGGACAUGACCUGGACAACGGGAAAUGAGGAGACCAGUCGUUAUGUGGGCCUGGUUGAUGCACAUGCCUGUGGGGGUUGGGAGGUGAGGGGGAUGUUGUUGUCGCCAGUCCUCUCGUACCUGGUAACAUGCUUGGCCCAUAGUGGACCCCCCCUCCUCUCACCUCCAGCACAGCUCUCCGUUGUCUCGCUCCUCCUUGGGCUGGACGAGAGCCGCUUGGUCACACCUCCCCUCUGUCUCUCCUGCUCUGCCCUCCUGCCACAGCGCGCUCGUACCCUUUGGAAAUAAAUAAAGGCUUUGAGUUUUAAGGCCCA